This is a messenger RNA of Phytomonas sp. EM1, 987 nucleotides long. NCBI's taxonomy places the organism in Eukaryota, Euglenozoa, Kinetoplastea, Trypanosomatida, Trypanosomatidae. The record is from the annotation of a GenBank genome assembly.
AUGUUGGAUGUGUUCGAGUCGUUUCAAUUAAUUUUUCAUUUUCCGGAGGAAUUAGAAUUGAUUCUGCUCCCGAAGCGACUUUCUGUUCGCCUCGGGAGUGAGGCAGGCGUCGUCGAGAGUACCUAUGUCACUAUGUUUUGGGGAAAGCGCCGUGGGAGGGUGGCCGAUAGCCGUAGCGAUGCCAAGCCGGUGCACCACGAUCCCACUACGGGAAGUCCCAAGAUAAGCAAAAGGGUUUCGGAUGGGGAUACUUUAUCGGAUGACGCGUGGAGCAGUGCGUUUGGGUAUAUGUGUGCUCUACAUUUUGCGCAAAUAACCUUACGUGAGCACCGCAAGUCCUUGCAUAUCCGAGAUACUCAAGACAAUCAGCUUCUUUCUGUCCUGGGCCGUCCGAUCCCUUCUGCUUCAUCCGGUAGCCAUAAUAACAACGGCCACUCUAAUGACACCAAUUCACUACGACUUAUUGCACGCAGUCUUGGCAGUUCCUAUUAUAUACUUUCGUUUGCGGUAGACGCACUUCUCACCUUCACGCAGCGCGAGGUCGCGAUUGCCAUUUACAAGCUGGAACAUUUAUUGGCAAAGACGGAGGCUCUUAAUUCAGCAAUUCAGCUCUGUCAAGAACUCGACACUGCUCUCGUGGGGAUUGAGUACAUUUCCUUCCUUAAGCAACGAGUCUCUGCUUCUUCUUGUGGGCAUCCUCCUGAACAGGUUGAUUGCGGGGAUCAUGGGAUAGGCACCGAGUCGGAUGCCAGGCAUGCGUUGCGUGCACAUAUUCACACAAUUCUAUCUUUAGCCCUCGACCCGUCGCGGAUGCCACCUAAAUACCUCGGCACGCGUUCAAGGAAUGCGAUAGAGGCCCUCGUGGCACUGGUGGGUGCACUGGAGAACUUCUCUUUAUUGAAAAAUCGAUUACGACCGUUAUUGGUCCUUUUAACCUUCAACCAUUUCUUUGGUGCAGAUAAUUCCAUUUCUUUCCAGUUUCGGUAA